This is a messenger RNA of Myiozetetes cayanensis, 12774 nucleotides long. Its product is annotated as transcription factor JunD-like. Gene Ontology annotation, molecular function: transcription factor binding; RNA polymerase II cis-regulatory region sequence-specific DNA binding; DNA-binding transcription factor activity, RNA polymerase II-specific. Gene Ontology annotation, biological process: regulation of transcription by RNA polymerase II; regulation of cell cycle; regulation of cell population proliferation. NCBI's taxonomy places the organism in Eukaryota, Metazoa, Chordata, Aves, Passeriformes, Tyrannidae. The record is from RefSeq and is a predicted model, not a curated record. Gene Ontology annotation, cellular component: transcription regulator complex.
AUGGAGGCGCCGUUUUACCCCGAGGAAGGACUGGAGCUGCUGCCCGACUUCGUGCCGCUGCCGGGUUUCGGUACCGCCGGCGGACCCGGAGCCGAUGCGGCGGGGCAGAAGCUGCUGCUGGGCGCCGGGAAGAAGCGAGACCUGUCGGCCGCCGCCCCCGCGCCGCUCCCGGGGCCCUUCACCCUUCGCCCGCCCGCCGGCGGCCGCGGCAGCGCGGCCGCUCUGCGCCUGCUGCCACCGCCGCCCGCCGCCGCCCCGCCGCCCACCGCGGGCUCCGCCGAGCCGGGCAGCGGCGGCGGGGCGGCGGCGGUGGCCCGCGGCGGCCCGGAGGCCGCGCUGGGGUCUGCUGCGGAGCUGCCACUGCUGAAGCUGCCGCCGGCCGCCGACCUGGAGCAGCUGCUGAUCCAGGGGGGCGCGGGGCUGGGCGCGGGCAGCCCGGGGCCAGCGGCGCCCGGGGCUGGGAGCGGCGGGGCGGCGGCGGCGGGGCCGUUCCUCUACCGGCAGCCGGUGACGCAGGAGCAGGAGGGUUUCGCCGACGGCUUCGUCAAGGCCCUGGCCGACCUGCACAAGCAGAACCAGCUCCUGGCGGCGCCGCCGCCGCCGCUCUCCGCGCCGGGACCCUGCUGCACCGCCCCCCCGGGGCCGCCGGGAGCCCCUGCCGCUGCCGCCGCCGACCCUCCGGCCGUCUACACCAACUUGAGCGGCUUCAACCCCGCGGGGCCGCUGAGCCCCUCGGGCAGCGCCUACUCCGCCGCCUCCGCCCCGCCGCCGCCGCCGCCGGGCCUGGCCUUCGGCGCGGCGGGUCUGGGGAGCGGGCGGCUGCCGCCGGCGCGGUCCCUGGAGGAGCCUCAGACGGUGCCCGAGGUGCCGCCGUCGGCGGGCGGGGAGGGCGGUAGCAGCGCGCCGACGCCGCCGUCGCUGUCGCCGCUGGACGCGGAGAGCCAGGAGCGGCUGAAGGCAGAGCGCAAGCGGCUGCGGAACCGCAUCGCCGCCUCCAAGUGCCGCCGGCGGAAGCUGGAGCGCAUCGCCCGGCUGGAGGAGAAGGUGAAGGCGCUCAAGGGGCAGAACGCCGAGCUGGCCGCCACCGCCAACCUGCUCCGCGCCCAGGUCACCCAGCUGCAGGGCCGCGUCCGCAGCCACCUCUCCUCGGGCUGCCACAUCAACGCCGCCGGGCAUCCUCCUCCCCACGCCGCCGCCCAGCCCAGGGAGGCUCCCCCCGAGGCUGCCGCCGCCGCCGCGCCGGAGACCAGCGCCUGCUGAGGAGGGACACCCCGCCGGCCCCGGCCCCGUCCCGCCCGGGGGGCUCCGCGGGGCCAAGGUGCGCGCCCGCCGCCGCCCUUCUGCUAUUAUUAUUUUUAAUAUUAUUAUUAAUUAUUAUUAUUUAUUUUCGCCCGGAGAAGGCGUUUGUUGCGGGAGCCGGGUGUUGCUAAGCGUUUCCCGAGAUCUGUCGAUGUCGCGUUCAGCAGCGAAGGGUCUCCGUGGGUGGUUAUGGGGCAGGUGGUUAUUUUUCAGUGAAGUACUUGAGGUUUGUAGAGAUUUCGGAAAAUAAGAAAAUUACUGUUUACAGAAAGAUUCAACUUUAUUUUCAUGGGGGAUAUAAAACGUGUGUUUCCUAAUACACCUUACUGAACUGUAUAGCAAUGGAUAAGCUUUUCAAACUUAAAAAAAAAAAAAAUAGCCAGAAUCAUACCUUUUGAAAAGAUGUGCGUGUGUAUAUAUAUAUUUAAAACAUAAUAUGGCUAUGUAUAUUUUCUUGGUAUUGAUAAAGAACUUUUUUUAAAAUACUGUCUUUCUCUAGAGCUUUAAUUUGCCAUUGAGAGUUAAGACAGCUGUGUGGGUGCUCUUACACUUACAUGGCUUUGAUUUUAAAAUCGAACCCUGGAGGGAAAUGAUUUUUGUUGUAAAUCUUGAGCAGGAUGAAAUGCAUUGCUGACUCAGUCAUAUGAAAAUACUUUUCUAAACUGUACGCUCCAUAUUUCUUGUGCCAGUGCAAACUUGGGGCAUUGAUAGUUAUUUAUUGAAACUUGAACACUUUUGGACGUUGCCUAGACCUUAUUUUUCUAGAUAACACGUUAGUAGAGAAAAUGGUUACUUUGGCAAAAAGAGCUUUACUUUUUUUUUCCUUCACUGUGUACAUUCCAGUAGUGUUUGCUCUUUAAUCAGUAUAGUAACCAUUCAGUGCUAUACAGAAAAGGGCUCAGGUUUGGGGUGGGUUAGCUGUAAAGAUGAUAAUUCCAUUGUAUUCUGUUUGAAUAAAUCACAGAAAUAUUAUGGAGAAGUAGAUUUAUUUUUCAGUAGAAAUCUGUGUAUCUUGCUUCUUGGUCUACUUUGUUCUGAAGAAACUUUCUGCAAUACUCUAGAGACAGAAGGAGCACUAGAAUUUGAAGCGUUUUUUCUGGUUGGGAAGAAUUGGUGUGAUUUAUUUCUUUGUCAAGAAUUUACUAGUAGGAGAGUAUAGCAAUGGAACUGUUUCCUCUGAUUAGACAUAAUCCUCAAUAAGUUUUUGAAAGCUUUAGGUCCCUUGCUCGGUACCACUGCCUUCCUUGCUUCUGCUGCACCUUUGUAUUUUGAGCAUAGCCGCUACCGCAGCGCUGCCGAGCCCUGUACAGGCGUGGUGCAGGGGGAAGGGUCUGUCGGAGUGUGACGGUCACCCCACCAGAAGCCCCUCGGUGCAGAGGCCGCGGGCUGGCCCUGCCGCUGGGGGAGGGCAGGGCUUCUCCUGAGCAGAUCCAGCUGCAGGCCCUCUCCCCUCGUCGAAACUGUGCUAAAAAACUCUCUGCUUUAACUCAGAGGCAAAUCUUACGUGGGGAUAUGUGUCUGUGCCAGCUGGUGAAAAUGGGGAAUUGUGUGAGGAGCCAAGGGGGCAUAGACAUUUUUACGUGUACAGCAAUUGCUCAGAUCCGUUAAAGCCACUCAGGAGCUGGUAAACAUCUCUUAACUUCUUCCGAAGGCUACACUUGAUGAUUUGGAAUUCGAGAAGAACGGGAUAGACUCACAUUUUUUCAUGCUUUUACUGGGGAUACGUGAGUGCUAUCUGUUCAGAAAUUCGAGCUGCAGCGAUCAAGUGUAUGAGCUUUUCCUUUUAGUGCAUACUCGUUCCUGGCACACGUGUGAAAUGCCAUGACAAUGCAUAGUAAUUGUGUUAUUGUAGCUGAGAUGCUCUGAGGAUAUUUCUUUUCUUAAUGCAUAUGCAAAUUAGGUAGAAGCCAUAUUAAUCAUUGUAUAACUGUUUAAUCAUGUCACCAGAGCCUUUUUCGGUGGUUGAAGUGAUACCUUCUGCUGUUAGAGUUACUGAAGAGCAGAUAAAACAAUAUUUUGAUCUUAGCACAGGUUUAAAGACUUCAUAAGGGCAUUCUGAACCAUACAGCAUACAAUCUGUAGCACUUCCCGUUACAUAAUAACUGGGUGAAAAAUACAGUUUUUACUUUAUGGUAAAGUAAAACCCUCCAUCUGCAAAGAUGCUGAAAGACUGGAGAAACUGAAAAAGAUUUUUUUUUCCCCCAACCCUUACCAUACUUGCCCUAGUGAAGGAGGUAAUGCUGCCUGGGAGAUGUGAGAUGCUUUACUGUAGAUGUAGCAAGGUGUGGAUAUUUUUUUUUUUAAGGAAUCCUGGAAAAAAUCAUUAAAAAUUGCAUGGGUCAUCCCCGCUCUUUUGGUCCUUGUAGAUGAGUGCAGGGCAAGGUAAAGCUCUUGUGGUAGAACACAGGACAGUGAUAAAUGCGGCUAUGCAGUACUUGUUCUGUACUUACUUUAUCAUUCCUGGUCAUAAUAAAUUAGCAAUAUGCGAGGAGCAAUGGGGGACGCAUAAGGCAAAAGAAAUCACUGCAGUUCCCAGUCAUGGGCAGGGCUGUAAUGGGCUAUAUUUUAGGAGGGUUAUGAAGAGGUCCCCCUUCUCAGCAUGAUAGUGUUGAAGCUGGAAACCACCCCACAUUACCUUGCUCCCGUUUGAACUUUCUGCAAGAGCAGUCUCACACCCAGUCUCCCUGAUACCUCGUGUGGUAACUUCUUUGAUAGCCUGCUCUGUGUUCUAGGUGACAUCCGUUAGGUGAUAGAAGUGCUGACAGGCCUGCCCUGUUCCCCUGAUGGCUGAUGAGAGGCUACUAGUGAGGCCUGCAGCUCCAGCUCCCUGACAGAGGCUACUGUUCUGGUAGUAGGGUUGCCAAAACUAAAAAAAUGUGUUCUUUAGAGUGACAGGUUGCCUUCAUAAAUGCCUUCUUUUAUCUGGUAUUUAGGCUAAGGCAGAGGGUCUAACACUGACAUGACAAAAAUUUGAGAAUAGUGUUGGGGUGGUUGGUUGUUUUUUCCUGCUGAUUCUGCUAAAGGUUGCUUUAUUUGCUUUAUCUAUAGCAGAUACUUGAGUGGAAAGCCUAAGCACCUAACAGUUUAAACUAAUAUAAAAAGACUCAGGAGUGCUUACUUGCUGCAGCUAUCAUGCUUGAUUGUUCUUGUCUUCUAAAAUGUAUCAGUGUUCCGACUGCUGGCUCUGCAGUGUUCCUAAAUCUUUAAGUAUGGCUUCUCUAUUUUGUCUGCCUUUUUUCUUCCAUUUGUGGCUAAAUACCUCUUCCUUUUAGGUUUCGGUUUUCUGCCUAAAACUUGGGUCACUGUGAGAUGCUGAAAGAUAGAUACCGGGUAAAAAUGUUCCAGACUGUUUAUAUGAUUUCCAUCCAUGUAGCUCCUUUGCUGUAUCUACAAGCAGGUUGUGUGUGUGUCACUCUAAAAAAAAAAAAAAAAAAAGAAAAAAAAGCCACAAAAACGACAACAAGAAAAGACCAAAACAAUCCUCACAAACAAACCCCCCCAAAAAACAAACAAAAAAAGAAUUUAAAACCCCAAGCGAAACAGUUUAUGUUCACUGUAAUCUUAGCACUUUUUAACAUUUUUCUUCACCCUUCAAAAGUGCCAUGCUUUGUUGUAUUUGCUCACACUACUCGCUAGUCCUUGCGAAGAUUCUCGCUGCAUGACUUGAUUUGCAGGCUACCCUGAUGCCCUUCUGAUCUGGUUUUGCAUUCCAGAUGUGAACCCGUGACAAAUAAACACCCCUCUUUGUUUCUUUGCCCCAGGUGUAAUCUCUGCUCUGGAGAUUCCGUGGUGUCUCUCUGUCUGUUUCGGGUGGUGGAUGCUUUUUUCCGUGCACACCUCGCUUGCUGCUCAGCAGUGGCUUUCGAAUGAGCUUGAAGCAGUGUUCUUGGUUUAGAUGUGAAGUGCCUUCUUAUUUAGGUGCUACAGCAAAAUAGUUUGAUUUAUCUGUGACUUUCAUUUAUUUGAAUUGUUAUCAGAUCUCUUCUGUCUUGGGGAGUAGGAGGAGGAAUGCUUUUGGUAGGGGAAGUCUUCACCCCUUCCUUGGGCAGAGGGUGGGGCUCCCAUCAGAUAUGCCCCCGCUUGCUGCGAGUGCAAGGAAAGUACUCUGCUAGGACUGCCUCAGAUGAUGGCAUUGCUAAGUAACAUGGGUGGUUUGGGCUGCAGCAUAGAACAGCUAGUGAAGUCUGUCAGCAUCACAGGGUCUCCAGGUAGGCCCGGGUGGUCAGUGAGUGGUUCUUACAGCUUUCACUGUGACUCCAGGUCAAGCCCCUUUGGCAUGCUGAGAGAGCAAUUCCCAAAACACAGGUACUUUGCACACUUUGAGGAGCAUAGGUGUUUGGGGGUGGUAAGUCCUGAGCACGGAGAGGAGUGAUUCUGGUGGUGAUAGUGAUGAUUUCUGUCAUAAGCCUUUGAUGGUCUUCCAAGAUCUAAAUAUCUCUACAGAUUUGGACUCUUCACUGCAUGUCAGUAGUCACUGCUGGCCUUACCACAGUUCUCCAUUGUCUUGGUUUGUAUUUAUGUCUUUACUGAAGGAAUAGUCAUGAGGCAUCCUUUGUUCAUUUAAAUAUCUGAUUGACUGUGUCUGUCUCACCUUUGACAAAGGAGUGAUCUCCCCGGGUUAAGCCCUGAGGCAUUCUGCUGUUUGCAGCUCUUAAAGUGGAAUUUUAUUUGGCUACUGAUUUUUAAUCAGUUACAUAGCUCAUUGAUGCUUUCCAAAGUACUGUAUGGCAUUGUUUGAUGAGGUCUGAAGCACAGAUGUAUGCUAUGUCUGAAUUACUAGUUGUGCCAAAAAUAAUGUCUUGGCUGCCAUUACCAGAGUCUUGGCUAUUUGAAUCUAGCAGCUUCUUAGAGAAAAGUUUUCUAUAUCUGAGAUUAAUAUGCAAGAAAAAAACAAACCCAUCUAAUUCUUCAUUCCUCAUAAGUCAUUCUUCAACACAUUUUAUGUGUCCUGCUUCUGGUGUGCAAGUUAAAAAAGAAAAAGCGAUGCAUUACAUUUUCUUUUAUUCAUACGUGCAGCUGUAGCUGCUGCUGGAUAAUUUUGCUCUUUCCUUACUUGAUACUCCAAGUGUCUAUGUUUAGCAAGUAGGCAAAUUGGAGUAUGACAUAUCUGUGUACAUAUUUGAUUUUUGGAAAACCACUUCCAUUUUCUCAGUGUUUUGUUUGAAGUUUUACUGUAAGAAUGACUUCUGAAGAGUUCUCGGGUUUUUUUGACACUAAUUGGUUGCUUCUUUUGAUCAGUACUGUGUGCAGUGGCUGCACGUAGUCCAGCAGAGGCAGGUAGUAAGAUCUGUCAGGAAUUCACCUUUUUCAACAUUUGGCAAGACCUGUAUCAGCAGGAAAAGUCUUGGACAGAAAGCUUUCACAGUGCGUAGUAAUCAUGCAAAAUGUUAACUGAUCAUUCUCAUGCCUCAGUCACCUGCUGUGGGUUUGCAUCAGGGUUUACUGUACCUGAUGCAGUAUGAUAAAUGUUCCCGUGACAAAGUGCAGACUCUAAAGUUUGUAGGAAACUUGUUAAUCUUGCUGCACAUGGUGCAGCUUUGCUGUGAAGGUGUUGAUGAAUUAAAUCUGAAUAUAUGGAGACUCAGGCCGUUAUGGUACAUUAUGGGAGACAAGAGGUUGUAGUAAUGCGUAAUUACUCCGGUCCAGUGUUUCAAAGAUCUGUCUCUUUUUAUCCUAUGAAGUGGCUUCCAGCUGUUUGUGCUGUGAAGCUUCUCUCCUCAUAACGACUCAGUAACUUGGAGGCGGGACAGAAGCAACUUCUUCUGGAAGUAGUCAUGUGUGACAAGCUAAAUGUAGGUUUCUGAGAAGCACUGCAACAGUCAGUGCACAGUGGAGACCCUGCUGCUCCUGUCUGUGUGUUGCUAGAAGGGUCUAGAAAUGUAUACACAUAAUUCAUGACAACAGCAACUUUCCGAGACACCAUCCUGUUGCCUUGCUGCAGGCACUGAUCCUUGCUGCUUGCUUAAGCCUGGAAACACUUUUUCCUAAGCUGCUGCAUACCUGAAGGUUUGCUUUCGAUAUAGUCACAGACCGGAUCUCUGCUUGGAUGUUGAAACAGUUGGCUGCAUGUGGGUCAGUCAGAAUGCCUUGCUCUAGUUGCAUCUGCAGGGCCCUGCUGAGGAAACAGUGGUGGGGAGAGGAAGGAAACCAGUCUAGAAUCUGUGUCUUCACACCAAUGCAACUUUUGUUUGAGUUGUCUUGACAGGAGUGUUAUUCUGAUGUAAAAACACUGAAUCUUGGUCUUGUGUCUGCAGGGGACAUGAGUUCUUGUGCUGGAGUUCUGCUUUGGGUGGUAUCCUCUCAAGUCAGUGAGGACUAACUGAAGAAACAGCAAAUCCAGCCUUUAUGAACUAAUUCUGCUGAAGCACACAGAUACCUGCAAACACAUAUCAAGACGUUGUGCAUGGACACCAGCAUGCAUAGAGAAGGGCAUGGCCAGAUAAAGGAACUGUGAUUUUCCUUAGCUGCAGCAGCACACAAUGGGGUUUUUAGUAUUCUUUUGUUGUGGUCGAGUUUUUCCAGAAGAAAACUAAGCUGCAUUUCUGUCUGUGAUUACAAGGUGAUUUUUUUUUUUUUUUUAGAUUUCCAGUCAUAUUGGAGGACUGUCACAUCUUGCAAUGCUAAGUUAAUGCAAAAAGAUAAUUUUAAAGUCACAUUUAGCCUUAAUGUUAUCCGAAGUGCUGCAGUUUGUGUGUAGUAGUUUAUUGUAAAGUGAAGGGAUAGUUAUUAUGAAUAAUGUUUGUAAGGGAGUCAGCCUAAAUAAUUACCUACCUGCCAUUUGCUUUUUUUGUGUGCUAUCUAAAAGUGUGUACCCAUGGUGUAGCUAGCUGUAAAAUGAGCUUUGCUCUGAAUUUCUAGUACUAGUAACAAACAUGGUCUGCAAUAGUUUAAGGAGUAUAUAUUCUGGCUAAAUGGCUUUUCUGAAAGAAUUAUAAUUUCUGUAGGAAUGCUUUGAAGUGAUGGUUGGGUAUGAAGCCUUGCUAACAUGGAGAUAAUAGAUAUGACCAGUUCACUGUGCACUAAUACACUGCUAGAUUCUGAUAUUUAGCACACUGCUGAUAAGAUUUACUACUACUGUUACUUACUGGUUAAGACCUAGAUAUGGGUGGAAUUGUAAGUCACCUAAGUAAGGUCCUUACAGUCUGGAGAUCUGUGUCACUGGAGAUCAGUAACAGACCCUCCAUCCCAUCCCCAGGGGAAAAAAAAAAAAAAAAAAGAAUGUCUUUGGUUGCAGAAUCUGUUUGUUUUGGUUUUGCAAGUUCGGUUACUUUUCUAGAUGAAGUCCUAUUUUACUCUUCUCUCAAAAUCUAUUUAAAUAAAUUUUAAAACUUUUCUGCUAAGUACCUUGAAGCAUCUCUUGCAGCUGGUCCGUUACAAUCAGUGGCAACUGUGCAAUUGUGUUAUUACUUCUGUGAUAGAUGGAGAAAGCUGAGGCUGUUAACAGUCAGGCAUCUCUCUGUAUCCUUGUUCUGAGACAGUGGACUGAACACACGAAAAAUCAUGACCAGUAACUUGAACUCUGAGGAGCUGUUUGGUAUCAUUUGCUUGCCCUCUUCAGAAAGCUUCCCGCUGCCCUGAGGGGUGUGUGUCCCUCCUGCCUCACAUGGAAAAUUGACCUUUAAAAAUUAACAGUCUUAAUAAGUAAAUAAACAAAUGAACAAAUAAAUAAGUCUUCUGGUACAUGCUGAGCUGUUUGAAAGAUAAAAUACCGAGCUUGACAAUCUUUUCUCACACCUCUCUUUCAUAAAUGUCCUGAUUUGCUUGUAAUGCAGGACACAAGCAAUGGGGUGGCAUAGGAUAAAGUUAGUGCACUGUUUCAGAGACUGUGUUUAGGAUACCCUCCUUCUUUUUCCCUAGUAACUGCUAUGGAAAGAUAUCAGUAGAAGAUACUGAAAUAAAAAUUGCCUUUCUUCACGAGUAGAGCCAGAGGCUGAACUCUUUUUGCAACUUUUACCAUUCUGCCUUUUAAUAUUCUUCAUGGGAGGGUGACAGAAGUAGUGAGAAAAUGCUAACCAAUAACUGGGAAGUUAAAUAUGCUUGUUAUAUAUAAUAUGCCACAUGAGCUAUGGCCAUAAGUAGCUAGGACACCUAUGCACAGUCUACAGGAUGACAACUGCAGAAUAGAGAAUUCCUAAAAUGUGGCCUGAGUGUCAUCACCAGUCCAAACCAUUUUUCUGCCAGUUACUACAAUGGUAUUGUAGUUCCUUGUGAUUUUUGAAAGUCUUUAUGUACACCCUAGUGAAAUCAUAGCACAAGCUGAUACGUCUGUCGUAUUUUUGUGGUAUGAUACCACUUUCCCACCAGGCCAAAAGUGUCUAAUAAAGUUUACUUCUUUAUUCCUUUCCCUAUUGAUAAUAGAGAUGAUAGUUGGAGGUAUCAGCAAUAGUAAGGGGAAAAAAAAAAAAGGAUUCCAAGGAAGAAUCUCUGAAGCAGUAUAUAAUGAUUGUAUGUUUAAGUGGCAGAUAGUUAAGAUUGCUCUUCAGAAUGCUUUUUAAGUUACUUGGUUUUGUUGUUAGUGCUUAAGUUACUUAUCUUUGGAAACUGUGCCCCUCCCUGUUUGGCCUGGUGACUGGUGAUUUCACACUUACCCUUAUUUGUUUAAAGCCAUAGCAACCACCAUGCUGAAAUGUCAUCAAGUAAAGCCCAGGUCUGAAUACUGACUGAUGAUGCAAAGCUCUGCUCUCUAAUAAAAUGCGGCCCGUGAAGGACGAGCUCCAAAAGGCAGCUACGCCCUGUCUUCAAGCAUUUGCUCUAAUUUCAAGGCUUUGCCAUGUGGUGUUGCUCAACGUGUAGCAAAACAAGUUCUUGCAAGCCCCUUGAGCAUUCCUCCGUAUGUAACAGAUUAGAUAUUCAGGCUUCGUUAACUCUCCCGGCCCCCACUACAUCCUUCCUCCUCCCCACCUCCCUGAGAAAAAAAAAAAAAACAACAAACCAAAACAAAACAACAGGACCAAACUGAAACCAAAAAAACCCAAAAAAACAAAAAACCCCACACCGUAACAAACCUAAACCUAGAAGGAAAGCCCCAACGCAGGUAAAUCUUGGAGAAUUGUUUUGCUUUGUUGCAAAGUGCUGUUAAUUACAGAGACGCUCAGCGCAGUUCUGACAUCUGAGCCGUCAAUCCAAACAGUGAUUUUGCUUUGGUUGCACUUUGCUACUUUGUACAGUACAAAGGGAAGUGAAUAAGUGUUGCAAUAUAGUAUUGUGCAAUUCCUGCCUUUUAAAUAGAAAAUGAUCGGCGAGUCUGCAUAGGCCUCUCACCCACCGAAAUUUGGCCACUGAUUUUCGCCACUCCCACUUUUUUUAGUCAGGAAUGGGUUUACUGGCUUCCUAAGGUCACAAGGAGAGGAGGGUAGAGAUGUUAAGAGCUUAGGCUCCCUGUGCAGGGACUUAGCAGGAAGGGCAGCUGGGUUUGUACUGCUGAAUAAGUCUUUGGUGAAGUAGCUUUUCAGCUUUCUGUGUUUUUCCAUCUGUGGACUACGACAUUCUCCCAGGGCAGUUUUCUCUUUUCUGGAGUGGCUCGUCUAAAGCUGGCUUGUUGUUCCUGCAGUUUCUGCCUAGAGUGAAAAAAAAUCUCUCUGAGGUUUAGGAGACUGCACAUGUGCCCUUGCUGUGUGGUGUUAAAGAUGGCAUGUUGGUAUGACUCAAAAUAGAACCCCUGAAAAAGGAGGAGCUCUAGUUAGGUGCAAACUGAAGUCCGUCCUUCUCUGAGCAGUGUGUCUUUCCAUCAGCUGAACAGACCAACUGACUCCCGACAGAUAAAGGAGGAGGGAGCUCUUGGGCAAUAGGACCCAGCUUUGAAAGCGCUCGGUGUUUUGUGCUUCUUGCUGAGCUUCCGUGAUGCAAAAAACACUGAAUGAUCUGCAGUGCUAUAAUCGCAAUACCUUGCAAUAUCGUGAGCUGGGGCAGCUGCUUGUGUCACGCAAGUUCUGUGGUCCUCACUGGGAUUUGUGCCACGUGCUAAUCAACCAGACCAAGUGAUUUCCUGAAAAAGCAAAGAGGCCCCUCCCUGCUGCAUCAGGGCCGAGCAUCUCCAAGCUCUCUUUUUUGUCCAAAAGGAGAAGUGUGAGCAAACUGCCACUUCCUACAGCUCUUCUAUCCAAACUGGUUCUCCACGGUGGCAUGAAGGCGUGGCGCUGAAACUUUCUUCUUCAGGGUAGCUGUUCAAAACGAAAGGUGGAGGCAGAGCAGUUCAGAUUUGGCUUUGCUCUUGCAGCAGCUUACUUGCAACUCGUUGGGGGGUGGGUGUCUGCCUGCAUCUUUUCCUGGGCUUUUGUAAGUUGGGUUUAUGAGCACCUUCUUAUUCUGCCUUAUUAAAUUAGCUGGCACAGAGGAAGCCUCUGAGAAACCCUUUAAAAAUCUCUGCUUUUGGAACAAUGUUGUAAAAUUACAGCAUGUGAAUAGAUUUAAAACCACAAACAAACAAACAAACAAACAAACAAAAAAACCCCGAAACAGACAACAAAAGAAAUAACUUCAUUCAGAUACAAUAGAUCUUUUUAUACCUGAUUAAUUUUGGGAAGUCUUCAGACAGGUGUGCUACCAAGGACAUUGCACACAGAUGGAGGUGAGAGCGAAACAAAAUUUAGUAGCUACUCAUUUGCUGGAUUUGGUCAGGAGAGAUUUUCAAGAACACUUCUGAGACCAUUUUUCCUGAUGUGGUGGUUUAUUUUUUUUUUUUAAUGUAAACAAGCUACAGGGCUUAAUAGUAUACAACUGAGGAUUAUGUCCAUAGUAAUUUUUUUACAUUACUUUUGCAAACUGUGUAGUAUUAUAUUAAAAAUACUUAUUUCUGAGACAAAGUGGACAAUAUUAGUUGGCAUCUUGCACUUGAUUAAAUGUAAAACUUUUUCUUAAUUUAGUGAUGUGCUUAGGAGAAUACUGUAACUUACUGAAUAUACAACGGUGAUAACUGUGUUUACAAUAAUUUUCAAAUUCCUACUGUUCAGUGGUAGCCAACUUGUUUAAGAAUUAAAAGCAAGACAUACGGCAAUUGGAAUUCUUGGAAAAAUUAACUCUGUGCUGCUACCACUAAAUGCUGUGGGAUGGAUACCGUGGGUUUAUAUGGCAGGAGGAUUGUAUUCCAAGCCUCUGUCUUAAGUACUUAUGACUAAAAGGCGACUUGCCUUGUGCUCAUUUAUGUAUCCCUGUGUGUAGUACAUCAGUUAGAAAUCUGUUAAUGAUUGAUUUGUAACAUUAGAACCUUUAUGGAGAUCACAGUAGGGUUUCUGUUUUGUUUUCGUUUGUGAACAGACACUUAGACAUUUUGGAAUGUAUAACAUUGAUCCUUGUGCUGGAAUUGUUUACAUGCAAAAGGUAUUUAUGAUUUUUUGCAAACUGCAAUGUGCAAUUUUGUACAUGUGUUUUAAACUAAAGAGUUUAUAAGGAAGAUAUUGUAUGUACAGUACUUGGACAUGAGUAUUAUUUCUUUGAUAUAAAUAUCUAGAGGAAAAUUAAAAUUGCUUUAUAUUCAUA